Monodelphis domestica (gray short-tailed opossum) is the source of this 7605-nucleotide messenger RNA. It is a transcript of the gene LONRF3, whose product is annotated as LON peptidase N-terminal domain and ring finger 3. Gene Ontology annotation, molecular function: ubiquitin protein ligase activity; protein binding. Lineage: Eukaryota; Metazoa; Chordata; Mammalia; Didelphimorphia; Didelphidae. The record is from RefSeq and is a predicted model, not a curated record.
GGCUACUAGGCGCCUCCAGCGCUCAGCCAUCAUGAGUAACAAUCCCGGUGAGGGGCCCCACCACCCGGGGGAUGAAGAUUCGGAACCUCAGGCGGGGCCGUCGUGCUCGUCGGGCUCACACGGGCUAUCCGCCUUCCUAGAGGCGCCCCCUCCGAGGCUGACAGUGACUCUUACCCCGGAGAGCCUGGAGAUUCUCCAGCAGGCAGAUGCCCUGGCGACCAGCGGCAGUCUCCACCAAGCCUUUGAGCUGUACCAGGUUCUUUACCAACGGCGGCAGCUGAUGCCCGAGCACCUCGACACCCUCGUGCGCUGCCUGGCCGAGAGCAUCCGCAACCGAGAGGGCUUCCUCGAAGGGGAGUCGGAGCUCAGCGAGAACGAGAUGCCCGAAGAAGAAGAAGAAGAAGAAGAAGAAGAGGAAGAAGAAGACGAAGACGACGACGACGACGAAGAAGAAGAAGAGGAGGAAGAAGAAGAAGAAGAAGAAGAAGAAGAAGAAGAAGAAGGAGGAGGAGAAGAAGAGGAAGAAGAAGGAGAAGAAGAAGAGGAAGAGGAAGAAGAAGAUGAUGAUGAAGAGGAAGAUGAAGAGGAAGAAGAUGAAGAAGAAGAACAAGAAGAAGAUGAAGAAGAAGACGACGACGAGGACGAAGAGGACGACGAGGACGAAGAGGAAGAGAUGGAGGAGCUGGCGGCCGAGGCGGCUAAGUACUUGGCGCCCUGGGAUGGGUUCCUGUGCCGGAAAUGCCUCGGGUUUCUGGCCGAUCCUGUGUCCCUAACCUGCGGACACACCUUCUGCAAAGUGUGCCUGGAAAAAGAACGCCCCUGCACCCUGUGCUGCGUCCCGGGAUCUGCGGUCUCUGAGGUCCCCGGCUGCAGUGGGGCUUCCUCAAGCGGAUCGGUGCCGCCGCCGCCGCCGCCGCCGCCGCCGCCUCCUCCCCAGCCGGUGCCGCCCAUGCCGCGCCUGCGGGUCAAUGUGCUGCUCAGCAACUUGCUGACCAAGUGGUUCCCGGGCCCAACCCAGGCAUCGCGGCUCCGCCACGAAGGCAACCGCCUGUACCAGGAGCACAAGCCGGAGCAGGCGCUGGAGAAGUACUGUGAGGCGCUCGACCUGGCUCCAAAUGACUUCUUGCUCUAUAGCAACCGAUCUCAGAUACAUUCUAUCUUGAAACAUCCAGAAGCUGCAUUGCAUGAUGCCGACAUGGCCUGCAGACUCCAGCCACAUUGGCUGAAGGGUCACUUACGCAAAGGCCAAGCCUUAGCCCUCUUGGGAAACACAGCAGAAGCCCUCAGGGAGUUCCUGUUCUGUGUGGCAUUGGAUGAGGAUAACGUCAUGGUCAGAACUGAAGCCGCAAGGCUCCUGUUCAGCUUGUUCUCGCCUAUCCCUGGGAAUACCCAGGAGCGCUUAGCAAGCAGCCUUCAAUUGGAACCCAGUGGCUGUAUAGAAAGGGGUUGUGCUGUGCCUUCCCAGCCCUGUGCAAUUUCCAACAGAGAUGAACCUCAACUUCCAGGAUUGGUUGAGGAGAUAGAGAAAGUCCCUCCUGUUCAGGAGGAGGUUCAGGAGGAACCAAACCUUCCUAGCUGCAGUGGAGUGAGGAGACCAGCCACAGGGGUGGUACACGGCAACGAAUGUAUGAGGGAGAGAAGAGAAGGGAAAGCCAAGGAGGUAGAAAAGCGGGCUCCAGUUCUCAGGUCCAGGGAGAAGAGACAGGCCUCAAUGGUCGAGGCCCAGGAGGAGGAGACACAGGCUCUGGAAGCCCAACCCAAGGAGAAGAGAAAGGCUACAAUGAUUGAGCCUGAGGAUAAGGAGAGACGGGUUCAGGGGACUCAUGUUAAGGCCAAGGAGAAGAGACAGAAUAAAACAGUUGAGCCUGAGGAAGAGGAGAUUCAGGUUCUUGUGAUCCAUCCUGAGGAGAGACAGACUCUGGUGGUUCAGCCUGAGGAGGUAAAAGAGGACAUACAAGCAGUGGUGGUCCAGCCUGAGGAGGAGGAGGAGGAGAUACAAGCUGUGGUGGUCCAUCCAGAGGAAGAGGAGGAGGAGGAGAUACGAGCUGUGGUGGUCCAUCCAGAGGAAGAGGAGGAGGAGAUACGAGCUGUGGUGGUCCAUCCAGAGGAAGAGGAGGAGGAGAUACGAGCUGUGGUGGUCCAGCCAGAUGAGGAAAUACAGGCUGUGGUGGUCCAGCCAGAUGAGGAAAUACAGGCUGUGGUGGUCCAGCCAGAUGAGGAUAUACGGGCUUUGAUGGUCCAGCCUGAGGAAGAGAUACAGGCUGUGGUAGUUCAGCCAGAUGAGGAAGAGAUACGGGCUGUGGUGGUCCAGCCAGAGGAGGGGGAGAUACAAGCUGUGGUGGUCCAGCCAGAGGAGGAGGAUAUACGAGCUGUGGUAGUCCAACCUGAGGAGGAGAUACGGGCUGUGUUGGUGCAACCAGAAGAGGACAUACAGGCUAUGCUGGUCCAGCCAGAGGAUGAGAUACAGGCUAUGAUGAUCCAGCCUGAGGAGGCAAUACAGGCUAUGAUGAUCCAGCCUGAGGAGGCGAUACAGGCUAUGAUGGUCCAGCCUGAGGAGGCAAUACAGGCUAUGGUGGUCCCGCCUGAGGAAGAAAUGCAGGCUAUGAUGAUCCAUGUUAAAGAAGAAGAUAUACAGGUUCCUGUGUUCCAGCCCAAGGUGGAAGAAGAAGAGAUUCAGGCAGUAGUGGUUCAGCCUAAGGAAGAGGAGAUAGAGAUUCCUGUAUUCCAGCCCAAGUUAGAAGAGAUAGACCUUCAAGAUUUCCACAUUAAAGAGGAACCAAUAGACAUUCCAGAUUUCCAGCUUAAAGAGGAGCCGAUAGACAUUCCUGAAUUCCAUUUCAAGCAGGAGGACAUAGACUUUCCUGAGUUCCAGUUCAAACAGGAAGAAGAGGAGGGGGAGAUAGAUUUUCCUGAGUUCCAGCUCAAGGAGGAAGAGGAAGAAAUAGAUUUUCCUGAGUUCCGGCUCAAGGAAGAAGAGGAGGAUUUAGACUUUCCUGAGUUCCAGCUCAAGGAAGAGGCAGAGGAUUUAGACUUUCCUGAGUUCCAGCUCAAGGAGGAAGCAGAAGAUUUAGAUUUUCCUGAGUUCCGUCCCAAGGAGGAGGAAGAAGAUUUAGACUUUCCUGAAUUUCAGCCUAAAGAGGAGCCACUGGACAUUCCAGAGUUCCAGAUUAAAGAGGAACCAAUAGACAUUCCAGAGUUCCAGAUUAAGGAGGAAGUAGAGGAUGAGGAGAUACCGAUUCUGAUGUCCCGGCCAGAAGAGGAGACACUGGCUCUGAUGGCCCAGUCUAUGGAGGAAAAUAGACAUUCUUUCCUGUACCACCCUGAUGAGAGGCAGGCUUUCCUGUACCACCCUGAUGAGAGGCAGGCUUUCCUGUACCACCCUGAUGAGAGGCAGCUUUUCAUGUACCAUCCUGACGAGAGACAGGCUUUCAUGUACCAUCCUGACGAGAGGCAGGCUUUCCUAUACCACCCUGAUGAGAGGCAUAUUUCCAUGUACCAACUUGAAGAGAGACUUUCCAUGUACCAGUACGAAGAAACACAGGCCUCAACAUCCCAACUUGAAGAGAUACAGGCCUCCAUGUCCCAGCUUGAAGAAACACAGGCCUCAGCUUCUCAGUCUGAAGAGAUUCAGGCCUCCAUGUCCCAGUUUGAAGAAAUACAGGCCUCAACAUCCCAUUACCAAGAAGGACAUGCCUCCAUGUCCCAGUUUGAAGAAAUACAGGCCUCAACAUCCCAUUACCAAGACGGACAUAUCUCCAUGUCCCAGUUUGAAGAAAUACAGGCCUCAACAUCCCAUCUCCAAGGACAGGUUUCCAUGUCCCUGUUUGGAGAAACACAGGUCUCAAUAUCACGGCCCCAAGAGAGACAGGCCUCAGUGUUCCAUCUUGAAGAGCUGCAGGCCUCACUGUUCCAGUCUGAAGAGGAACAGGCCUCCAUGUCCCUGCUCGAAGAAACACAGGCCUCAACAUUCCACCUUGAAGAAACACUGGCCUCAACAUCCCAACCCCAAAAGAGACAUGCUUCAGUGUCCCAACCCAAAGAGGGACAGGCCUCACUGUUCCAUCCUGAAGAGAGACAGGCCUUUUUAUUCCAGCCCAGUGAAGCUUUUGUGUUCCAGCCCAAUGAAGAACACGAUUUUAUGUUCCAUCCCAAUGAAGGACAAGCUUUUGUGUUCCAGCCUGACGAGGAACAAGCCUCUAUGUUCCAGUCUGAUGAGGGACAAGCUUCUCUGUUCCAGCCUGAUGAGGGACAAGCUUCUCUGUUCCAGCCUGAUGAGGGACAAGCUUCUCUGUUCCAGCCUGAUGAGGGACAAGCUUCUCUGUUCCAGCCUGAUGAGGGACAAGCUUCUCUGUUCCAGCCUGAUGAGGAACAAGAGUCUGAGUUCCAGCCAGAUGAAGAACAAGAGUCUGAGUUCCAUCUAGAUGAGGGACAAGUUUCUGAGUUCCAGUCCGAUGAGGCACAAGUUUCCAUGUUCCAGCCUGAUGAGGAACAGGCUUCUAUAUUCCAGCCCGAUGAGGGACUAGCUUCCGAGUUCCAGCCUGAUGAGGAACAAGCUUCUGAGUUCCAGCCUGAUGAGGAACAAGAGUCCAAGUUCCAGCCAGAUGAGGGGCAAGCUUCCAUGUUCCAGCCUGAUGAGGAACAAGCUUCUAUAUUCCAGCCCGAUGAAGGACUAGCUUCCGAGUUCCAGCCCAAUGAAGGACAAACUUCUGAGUCCCAGCCUGAUGAGGGACAAGCUACUGAGUUCCAGUCUGAUGAGGGACAAGCUUCCGAGUUCCAGCCUGAUGAGGGACAAGCUUCUGAGUUCCAGCCUGAUGAGGAACAAGCUUCUGAGUUCCAGCCUGAUGAGGAGCAAGCUUCUGAGUUCCAGCCUGAUGAGGAACAAGCUUCUGAGUUCCAGCCUGAUGAGGAACAAGCUUCUGAGUUACAGCCAGGGAAGAGACAGGCUUCAAUGUCCCAGACCAGAAAAAGACAGGCUUCAGUGUCCAACACCAGAAAGAGACAGGCUUCAGUGUCCCAGACCAGAAAGAGACAGGCUUCAAUGUCUCAUCUCGGAAAAAGGCAGGCUUCUACAUCCCAACCUGGGAAGAGACAGGCUUCUACUUCCCAGUCCAGAAAGAGACAGGCUUCUACUUCCCAGUAUGGGAAGAGACAGGCUUCUGUGUCCUUUUCAGAUAAGAGACAGGCUUCUACAUCUCAGCUCAAGAAGAAGAGACAAGCUCGAGUAGCCCAGCCUAAAGAGGAGAAGAAACAGGUGCGAGUGGCCCAGCCCAAGAAGAGAAAGGCUCCAGCAGCCCAGCCUAAGGAGAAGAAGAAACAGACUCCAAUGACCCAGCCCAAGAAAAAGAGACAAGCUUCAGUUACCCAGCCCAAGAAAAGGAAACCAUCUCCAGUGACCCAGCCCAAGAAGAGACUAGGACGGGUGGUCCAAACCAAGAGGAAACCAGGUCGAGUGGUCCAAGCCAAGAAGAGACAGGCUCUGGAAACCCAGGCCAAGAAGAGGCAGUCUCAAGUGGCUCCAGCCAAGAAGAGACAGACUCGAGGAGCCCUAGCCAAGGAGGAGGAGGAAGAAGAGGGGAACAAGCAACCCAAGACACGUCAAAUGCCAAGACGAAAACGCUGCGCAUCACAAUCCUUAGACUCUGAAGUACCACGCAAGAUUCAUAAGAAAGAUACACUCGAGACUCGGGAAACAGAUCGUUCUCACAAUGUUCCUUUUCAAUCUUUUGACCCAACUGACCUGGAUUGCCCUCUCUGCAUGAGGCUGUUCUAUGAGCCUGUCACCACCCCCUGUGGACACACCUUCUGCAUGAAGUGUCUUGAAAGAAGCUUGGAUCAUAACCCCAAGUGUCCCCUGUGCAAAGAAGGCCUUGCAGAGUGUGUGUCUGUGAGGAAAUGCAGCAAAAAUUUACUGAUGGAGGCGAUGAUAGCCAAGUAUCUGCCUGAUGACCUCAAGGAGCGCAGAAGGAUUUUCGAGGAGGAAAUGGCAGAACUCUCCAACAGCCUGAGUAAGAAUGUGCCUAUCUUUGUGUGCACCAUGGCCUACCCCACUGUGCCAUGCCCCCUACACAUCUUUGAACCCUGCUACCGCCUUAUGAUUCGAAGAUGCAUGGAGACCGGCAGCAAGCACUUUGGCAUGUGCAUUGGCGACUCCACCAGAGGGUUUGCAGAAUACGGUUGCUUGCUGGAGAUAAGAAAUGUUGAGUUCUUUCCUGAUGGCCGCUCCGUUGUGGACAGCAUUGGUAAGAGGAGGUUUAAGGUGCUCCGGCAGAGCCAGAGGGAUGGCUACAACACAGCCGACAUCGAAUAUGUCGAGGAUCAGAAGGUUGAAGGAGAAGAGUACCUCCGGUUGCUGAAUCUGCACAGCUCUGUGUACGAUCAGGCACUUGCCUGGUUCAAUUCGCUCCAGCAGGCGCUCCGCAGCCGCAUUCUUGGUCACUUCGGACCCAUGCCGCCUAAAGAUCUUGACCCACAGGUCAACCCCAAUGGCCCUUCCUGGUGCUGGUGGAUUCUGGCAGUCCUACCACUUGAAAGCCGAGCUCAACUCCCCUUCUUGUCCAUGCAGUCCCUAAAGAACCGCUUGAAUGGAAUUCGUCGUGUCCUGAUGUUUUUGGCCAGCAACCAAAACCCAAAUCAGGUCCAGGUCCAUGUCCAAGAUGAAGAUGAAGACCAAGAUGAAAAUGAAGGGCUAAAUGAGGGCCCAAGCCAGGACCCAACCCUGGGUCCAAACCAGGACCCCACCCCGGGUCCAAACCAGGACCCCACCCCGGGUCCAAGCCAAGACCCCACCCCGGGUCCAAGCCAGGACCCCACCCCGGGUCCAAGCCAAGACCCCACCCCGGGUCCAAGCCAGGACCCCACCCCGGGUCCAAACCAGGACCCCACCCCGGGUCCAAGCCAGGACCCCACCCCAGGUCCAAACCAGGACCCCACCCCAGGUCCAAACCAGGACCCCACCCCAGGUCCAAACCAGGACCCCACCCCAGGUCCAAACCAAGACCCCACCCCAGGUCCAAACCAGGACCCCACCCCGGGUCCAAGCCAAGGCCAAGACCAAGGCCAAGGCCAAGGUCCAAUUGAAGGCCAAGGCCCAGACCAGUGAAAUCCAAGAGAUGAAGAGAAAGGAAGGGAUUCUGCUCUGCUCUGCUUUCCCUUCCCAGGUGGGGGGGUGGGGAAUUUCUUGUCACUGUCUUUAAUCGCAAUAUUGUCUUAAUUGGUGGUCAUUAUUAACCUCAGGGGGAGUGUUUAAGCAAGGUGUCCUAAAUAACACCUGCUUAUGGGUUUAUUCUACUUGGAAAACCCUCAUUCCUGCCUCCCCCCCAUCUUCUCUCUUCUCUCUUCUCUCUUUCUAUCUGCAAUUGUUGACAUGCUGCAUUGCUAAAUGAAUGGCCUAGGUGUUGUUCUAGAGCACACAGUGAUAUUGUUUGCCUUCAAAAGUUCAGAAAAUAGCAUUUACAUUUCAGAAAGAAUGUUUGGUCUUACUGUGAAACAAUUGAUGUUGAUGAAUUUAUUUUGUUGACCCAUGUUUGGUCUUAUUCCAAAAGCUUCUGGUCGAAUUCAGCUAAUGUUCACUACUUCAUUCUGUUCGAAUAAUUUAUUUUCGCACAA